Paramecium octaurelia is the source of this 880-nucleotide messenger RNA. The record is from the annotation of a GenBank genome assembly. Lineage: Eukaryota; Ciliophora; Oligohymenophorea; Peniculida; Parameciidae.
AAAUGAUUGAUUUCGAUCCCUCAACAUUUGGAUUAGCCCACACAUAUUAAAAGGAAGACAAAGAUGAAAUCAAUACUUUAAGUAUGCCUAGUGCACCUUAAGUGAUUUACAGAAGCUUAAAUGGUCCAACAUAAACGAAUGGAGGAAAUAAAUUAAAUAAUUUCAAACAUGGAACAACAACAUUGGGAUUUGUAUUUAAAGAGGGCAUUCUUUUGGCAGUAGAUUCAAGAGCUAGCAUGGGUAGUUUUUUGAGUAGUGAGCAAGUGCGAAAGGUCAUUGAAAUUAAUGAGUAUCUAUUAGGUAUGCAUAUAAUUCAAAUUAUUAUAGGUACAAUGGCUGGAGGUGCAGCUGAUUGUUAAUAUUGGUUGGCAUAUUUAGCCAAUCAUUGUAGAACAUAUGAACUAAAAAAUGGAAGUAAAUUGAGUGUGGCAGCUGCCUCCAAAUUCCUUUAAGGAAUUCUUAUUGGUUAUAAAAACUCUGGUCUCUCAAUGGGUUGUAUGAUAGCAGGUACUGAUCUAUCUGGACAACACUUAUAUUACAUUGAUAAUGAUGGAAUGAGAUUGAAGGGAGACAUCUUCUCAGUUGGCAGUGGUAGUACAUAUGCUUAUGGUGUAUUGGACAAUCAUUAUAGAUACGAUUUAUCAUUGGAUGAAGCAGUAGAACUGGGAGUCAGAGCUAUUUAUCAUGCAACACACAGAGACACUGCUUCAGGUGGUGUAGUUAGAGGUAACAAUUGAAGAUCAUUCUAGUUUAUCACAUUCAUUAGAAUGGUUGGACUAAAGUGCAUGAUGGAAUCGAUGUUGUCGAUUUACAUUAUAAAUUCGCAUAAUAAAAGGGAUUAGUAGGAGAUGGUGAUGAAGCUAAAUAGAGAUUGUUUUGA